Messenger RNA from Teleopsis dalmanni, 2020 nucleotides. It is a transcript of the gene Mct1, whose product is annotated as monocarboxylate transporter 12. Lineage: Eukaryota; Metazoa; Arthropoda; Insecta; Diptera; Diopsidae. Gene Ontology annotation, biological process: monocarboxylic acid transport; transmembrane transport. The record is from RefSeq and is a predicted model, not a curated record. The coding region runs from base 87 to 1934 and encodes 615 amino acids. The transcript has 9 exons. Gene Ontology annotation, molecular function: monocarboxylic acid transmembrane transporter activity.
UAAGUCGCGUCAUUUAAUUUUUAAAACAAAAUAAAUUAAGAUUUUUUAUCAAAAAAUAAUUUUUAAUACAAAACCUUAAGUACAAAAUGGUUCACGGUCCACCUGCACGCAGAAAGUCACAAUCCAAUGGCAAUGGACUUGUAAAGUCUCACUGUGAUUUGGUCGAAGACACAACAAUAAAUCAACCUAUACCACCAGAUGGCGGCUGGGGUUGGAUGGUUGUGUUCGGCUCGUUUAUGAUACACAUUAUAACUGAUGGCAUGACUUAUUCCUUUGGUUUAUUUUACAAUGAAUUUCUUAAUUAUUUCAAUGAAGGCAAAGGAUAUACAGCGUGGAUUGUAUCUAUUAUGGUUGGUGUUACUUUUGCAUCUGGACCCAUAUCAUCUUCCUUCGUCAAUCGCUAUGGCUGUCGAGCAGUAACUAUAGCUGGUUCUAUACUUGCUGCUAUUUGCAUAAUUUUGAGUGUUUUUGCACAAAAUGUAGCGACACUUAUUAUUACAAUUGGUUUUGGUACUGGGCUGGGUCUGGGACUUAUUUAUCUACCAGCAAUUGUAAGUGUUACCACUUAUUUCGACACAAAACGUUCUCUUGCCACUGGUAUUGCUGUCUGUGGUUCCGGUUUCGGCACAUUUGUAUUUGCACCACUUACCGAACAUCUUAUCAAUGCCUACGGCUGGCGUGGUGCUAUGCUCAUCAUCGGCGGUAUAGUGCUUAACUGCAUUAUAUUUGGUGCUAUGUUUCGACCGUUAGAACCUCCAAAGCCACCAAAAUCAAAAAAAACCGAUUUAAUUGACAACAACACAACAGUUGCAGAGUUAAAACCUUUAAAAGCGAAUGGUAACGUUCAACCUGAACAAUACUUGCAAUUACCAGAAAAUGGGAAGACCGGGCUAUGUCGUUCAAAUAGUAUGGUACAUACUUAUCAAAUUAACCACAAUAAUAACUCGAAUAUUAGUGUGCAUGCCAUAACCGAAACUUCCACUUUGCCUAGAAAAAACAGUAACAGUAGUGACUUAAUGCGAACUGCUGUUAGUCAACCCCAUUUGAAUGAACCAAUUCAGCUCAAGGAAACUCACAGAGAAAAGUCUGCGAGCGGUACUAUGUACCGACCAGAUAUUUUAUAUCAAGGUUCCUUAUUGAAUAUACCGGAAUAUGCACGAUCUCGUACAGAUAUUAAUGGUUCCGGCACGAUAAGACGUUAUGGUUCCCUAAAGCAUAGCACGCAUAUAAGCCACAGUCAAGAAAAUGAAAAAUGUUGUGGUUGUGUCAGUUGUUCACAAGAAACAAGAGAUACUCUUACAGAAAUGAUGAAUUUCUCACUUUUGAAGGAUGUCAUCUUUCUGUUAUUUGCUGCAUCGAACUUUUGCACUAGCAUCGGCUUCAAUAUGCCUUACGUUUAUAUAGUAUCACAAGCCGAGACACUGAAACUUGAUAGUGAACAAUCAAGUUAUCUGAUAGCUACAAUUGGCAUCGCUAAUACAGUAGGCAGAAUAAUAUUAGGUUAUAUAUCAGACAAACCUUGGGUAAAUCGAUUAUGGGUUUAUAACGUUUGCUUAACAAUUUGUGGCAUAGCCACUGCUCUGUGUCCACUGUGUACUGACAUUAAUUCGCUUAUGUUCUACUGCGCUGUUUUUGGUUUCACCAUUGGUGCCUAUGUGGGUUUAACUUCCGUUAUAUUGGUUGAUCUAUUGGGUUUGGAUAAACUAACAAAUGCUUUUGGUUUGUUAUUGCUCUUCCAAGGUGUAGCAUCAUUUAUAGGCCCACCAAUUGGAGGAUGGUUAUACGAUAUUACAGAAUCAUUCGGUCCAGCUUUUAUAAUGGCUGGUGUCAUGAUUGCGAUCAGUGGUGUCAUGUUAUUUGCCAUACCACCAAUUCAACGGUACAAUGAAAGAAAGGCUGAACAAAUAAAUGCUCAACAAUUAUCUUUAAGCUAGUUUCAAUUGCACAAAAUAUCUUCGUUAUAAUAAUAUUAUUUCCCCUACAUCCUCACAUAUAUUGGUUUAUUUUUUGUUAUAGUCAA